This is a messenger RNA of Acanthamoeba castellanii str. Neff, 1038 nucleotides long. RefSeq lists its product as uncharacterized. The transcript is spliced from 4 exons. The coding region runs from base 1 to 1038 and encodes 345 amino acids. The record is from RefSeq and is a predicted model, not a curated record. Lineage: Eukaryota; Discosea; Longamoebia; Acanthamoebidae.
AUGGACUGCACAACAGACGCCGGCGCACCACUCGUGGUGUCGCGCUACAACGACGCCGCGGCGGUGCUGAGCGCUGCCCAGGACUUCUUCGCGGAGGACGAGCUGCUCACCUCCCUGCCCUAUGGUAUCCUUCGCCGGCUCUCCCGCACGCCGGACCUUUACGGCGCCGAACACUACUUUCUCUCGAUCACCACGCCGGACCCAGCGCGGGCUGGCUCUCUGGAAGAGCCGAUGAGUGCGAAGAGCAGAGUUGUGCUGCUGGCCAUGCAGACCGGCCGCUGGCCGCUGGCGUUCUUCGUUUCGCCCAGAAGCCCAGAGAAGGAGGUGCGAGAGGCGGUGGUGAGGCUGCUACGCCACCUGAACGAGUCAGGCCAGGCCAAGGCUGUAGGGAAAGUGGAGGGCCAGAGCCACCACGCUGCGGUGCUGGCCGCCCUAUGGAACGCCACGGCCGCCGAUGCAUGCCUGCCUCCUCUGCGAGUGCGGCAGCACGACCGCUUCCACAUGUGCGAACGCGUGGUCGAUCCAUCUUUCGUCAUCGCUGAUGAUGACCCGACGCUGCGGAUCAAGAAAGCUACGGAAGCCGAUGUGGAGCUGCUCGCCGCGUGGUAUCAGAGCUUCCGUGAGCGGCUGCACGACCCAACGGACCUGGAUGGCGCGCGGCGCAUGGCCCGCUCGUGGCUGGACGGCGAAGAAGGAUGUGCGGCCUACCUGCUCCUCCGCAGGGCGGAGCACAAGGGCGAGCCUGAGACCCCAGUCUCUCUGUGCCUCACGAACCGGGAGACGCCCCACACGCGCACCAUCUCGAUGGUCUACACGCCGGCCGAACAUGGGUGCAAGGGCUAUGCCACGCGACUGGUCGCCUCUGUCACGCAGAUCGCCUUGGCCGUCAAGCGCUACUGCUGCCUCUUCACCGACCUGGCCAACCCCCACAGGCACCUGCUCCCCCCCCCUUUCAACUACAUCUACUACAAGGUGGGCUACCGCACACAUUCGGAGUGGGACACCUACGAAACUGGCACUGAUGCGGCACCCAGUUGA